GAAUAAAAAAACUUCACGGUGGUGGUCUCGGUACGGUGCCGAAGGAGGGAGAGGGAGAUUGGUGGUGGUUUGUUUGUUUACAAUUCAGGAUUAAAGAAAUUUAAAUCACAAAUAAUCAUGAUUAUUCCUGUAUUUACGUCUCACUGUAUUUAUUUCUUUCGGUAACGUAGAUUUUCAAGUUUCAGAAAAUGUCAUCUGAAGAAUACGAAUAUUACGGAUUGUUUCCAAGCACACUAUUUAUUUGCCAUGAUGAUAGAAACUCCAUGCAUUUUAUUCUAUCUCUGAGGAAUAUAGAUGAAGAAAAGAUUAAUGAGUUAGUAAAACUCAUGCGUUAUUGCGGAGCUAAAGUGAAUUUUGAUUUGAGUGAAGCAACAGACUUUUCAGCUCUAAUAGUUGAUCAUAAUGAUGUUUUAGACUUUAGUGGACCAGCCUUUACUCUAAAUUAUAUUGAAGAAUGUUUGAACACAGCUCGGGUUCAAGAUAUAUCUAAAUAUAGGCAAGAAUCUACCAGACAUAUAGCUAAAGGGGCCAGUUGUAUGAAUGUGGUUUACUUCAGGAGGCAGGGGUGGAGCUCGCUAAUUAGUGGGGCAGGAGCUCUUAAAUCUAGUAACCUUGAUAAAAACAUUGGCAGGUUAGAGUCAUCAUCAAAUGAAGAGGCUCAAAGGAAAGAUAAUCGGUCAGAGGAUGAGCUUUCUGAUUUUGUCGUGUCUGAUGAUGCUGAUGUUAAUAAGAGGACAUUUAGUAAUCAUAAAGAAAAGGAGAGUGCAAUGGAUCAGUGUAGUAAAAUAACAAAUAAGACAUCUAAAGUUCAAGAUAAGAAAAAACAUGUUAUAAAUAGUGCCCUAAAUGGCAAUAUACCCAGUGCUCAGUACACCUCAGAUAUUCAAAGGACUAGAACUGCUGCUGUUUCCAAGACAAAUAAUACCCAAAGUGAUGUUUGUGAUUCUACUUCAAGCAGUUGGUCUUUCGUGAGCGAUCUUGAAUCAGAAACUGAAAAUGUAAAAACAACCAAACAUAACAAACGAUCAAGACAACCAUAUACAUAUGAAGAACGCUCAAAUAUAUUGAAAUAUAUCGUUCACCGCCAUGAAUAUAACAGACUCAAAGGGCGAGAGGUUUGGGAAAUCAUGGAAAGGCAAAAGGUGUGUCCUUCCAGAACAUGGCAGAGUAUGAAAGAACACUUUAUAAAAAAAAUUGUUCUUGAUCUGGAACCCUACACAUUUCUAACAAAUGAGCAAAAAAGGAGGAUAAAAUCUGCAUUUUUCUAAAAUAAAUAACAAAGGAGGAGAGAGUACGAGUGUUAUCUGAGAUAUAUAUUUGAAGUAAUGUGAUUUCAAGAUGUAUAUUACUGAAAGUGAUGCAAUUUUUGAAUGCUAAAUAAAGAAAUAUAUUUUAGUUGCAUUUUUAUUUUAAAAACAA
This is a messenger RNA of Homalodisca vitripennis (glassy-winged sharpshooter), 1419 nucleotides long. RefSeq lists its product as uncharacterized. Bases 189 to 1268 code for a protein of 359 amino acids. NCBI's taxonomy places the organism in Eukaryota, Metazoa, Arthropoda, Insecta, Hemiptera, Cicadellidae. The record is from RefSeq and is a predicted model, not a curated record. The transcript is spliced from 9 exons. Gene Ontology annotation, cellular component: shelterin complex. Gene Ontology annotation, molecular function: telomeric repeat DNA binding. Gene Ontology annotation, biological process: telomere maintenance via telomere lengthening; regulation of DNA-templated transcription.